GGGAUGCUGUUAAAACUACUUUUUCAGUAGCCCAAGAUGAUACACGAAACUAUGAGCUACAAAUAGCUUCGGUUUCCACUAAACAAAAUAGAGCUCCUCUUCAUGGCUACUACAGCAAUAUGAAGAAAAUAUGGCAAGAGCUUGACAUAUUGGAUCCUCUCAGACUCAAGGAUGCCGAUUCUAUCACCUACAUGGCUAAUAGGGUCACCAAGCACCGUGUCUAUUUCUUUUUGGCCGGGCUAGACCAUCACCUUGAUGGAGUUCGGAGUAGAAUUCUAAACACAAAGCCAUUGCCUUCUAUAGAAGAGGUUUAUUCUCAAGUCAGUGCUGAGCAUAAUAGACUCCAAAAGAUGAUGUCUGACACAAAGCAUGAGGGAUCAGCCAUGAUUGCUCAAUACCGGCCACCACAUGUUUGUAGCUCCCAGCCUUCUUCAUCUACACCUCCGUUGAAAUCACCCUCUCAAGACCCAUGAAAUGCACUCAUUGCAAAUCAACUAGUCAUAUGAUAGAGACUUGUUUCUACUUGAUUGGCUUUCCUGACUGGUGGGAUGAUCACAUUGCCAAUCGCAAGGAGGCCCAAGCAAAAGGAGUACGAGAGAAAGCGAACUCAUUCCAACCCCAUGGAAACAAGAACCCAAAGAGCUACCAGCCCAAAGGCAAACCUCAGGCCUCUCUCCAGAUUACUUCGCCACACUCGCGUUCAAGUACAACUAUUGUCGAACCCAGUCAUGGUGAUCACUCUGGUAACUCCACUUUUACCUUCAUGACCACUUCAGGGUAUUGAGAAGGGGGGAUUGUACUAUAUGGAGAUGACAACUGCUGGUAAUCUUCGUGCGAGUGAAGCACAUCAGAUUAAGAAAAAA
Messenger RNA from Fragaria vesca subsp. vesca, 863 nucleotides. RefSeq lists its product as uncharacterized. The transcript has 2 exons. Lineage: Eukaryota; Viridiplantae; Streptophyta; Magnoliopsida; Rosales; Rosaceae. Bases 470 to 784 code for a protein of 104 amino acids. The record is from RefSeq and is a predicted model, not a curated record.